UCUGUGGAACAAUCAGUAGUGUACACAUGUAAUUUGAAGAUUAGCCCACAAGAUUCCUUCAGGUAUAAUCCAGCCCAAAAUAUUAACAGCCCAGCUUCAUUUCUGUUUGAUUUGAUUGCCCUGAGGGCGGAGCCUGAGAAUGGAGUAGAAACUGAAAAUCAGAAGAAUAUAUUGCAAGUUGAAGUGAUCUUGUCGACCAUUGAUGCAAGUUGCUCCUUAGUCGACCAUUGAUGCUGGGCUAGUGUGAUUAGAUAAGAUCUAUUCUGCUGGAGUGAUCGUUGACCAUUGAAUGUACAUGUCUGCCGGAGGGGCCGGCCAGCGGCAAUCUAGGGCGGCAUCCUGGAUACUGUUGUCGUGUUAACUUCCUUCUCGUUAAGAAUAUUUCACUUUUCUUUUAAAGUGCUAAAAGGAGUUGAUAGUCUUGUUCACAGUAAUGGCGAAGCGUGGAGCCAAAUUGAAGGCCUUAGUUGGACUUCAAAACUGCCGGGUGCCUGUUGUGGUUACGUGUCUGGUUGUGAUACUUGUAUUGUUAAUAUUGUUGUUCUGCAACAAUGGGAAAAGCCCUGAUUCUUCUUUUGGAUAUCCGAUAAAAAAGUGGAAUUCUUUCGAGUCAGUGCAAUUUAACCCAACAAUAGAGCUGAGGAAUGGAACAGAUGUGAUAUGGCAAAUACCCAGUUUGCCAAAAGCAGUUCUCUUUGUGGCUCAUGGAUGCGAUGGCAGAGCUGCUAACUUUUGGGACAGGUCUUCAAGCUGCCCUAAUUGCAUUGGUUUGCCUGAGGAAAGGCUGCUUGUUCUUCAUGCUCUUGCUCGUAAAUUUGCCGUGAUCACAAUUUCAAGCGCAGGGAGAUGCUGGACAUUUGGGGAGGAAAGAUUAAUUGUUAAGAAUAUAAUACAAUGGUGGGCUCAAACACAUAAUCUUGAAUCACUUCCUCUUGUAGCCUUGGGGGCCUCUUCUGGUGGAUACUUCGUCUCUGCAGUCGCCACCAAUUUGAGGUUCAGUAGCAUAACACUUAUGAUUGCUGAAGGGAAGUUUGACCAAAUGGAUAUCACAGUGAACUACCCACCCACGCUUUUUGUUCACAUGCCUAAAGACUCGUAUAGGCAGCAAAAGAUAAGUGAGUUUAUAGAAGUUCUGAAGAACAAGGGCAUUGAUGCGGCAGAGGUUGAAUGCAUGGAGUUUCCUUUGUCACCAAGUUUCUUAGCUGAUAGAAUCCCAGGAAUGAAUCAAACUGUUUCUGCUAAGUUGUUUGAGCUAUUUCAGGUCAAGAGUUUUGUUGAUGGGAACGGAUAUAUGAAGAAAGAUGGGCGAGCAACGCGAUGGAAAGAAGCUCUCCGUGAAUGCAAGAACCUUGUGCUGGAUAAGAGUAUGGUCCAACACGUGCAGGAGGAACUCAAUCUUGCAUUUGCUUACCAUGAAAUGACUAGCCUGCAGUCUGAGCAAAUAUUUAAAUGGUUUGAAUCUCAUUUGAACUAAUCAACACUCUUUCUUGCAA
Molecule: messenger RNA, 1493 nt
Organism: Populus trichocarpa (black cottonwood)
Lineage: Eukaryota; Viridiplantae; Streptophyta; Magnoliopsida; Malpighiales; Salicaceae
Exons: 2
Coding region: 434-1474 (346 amino acids)
Source: RefSeq, a predicted model, not a curated record